Abrus precatorius (Indian licorice) is the source of this 1110-nucleotide messenger RNA. RefSeq names its product pectinesterase QRT1-like. Gene Ontology annotation, molecular function: pectinesterase activity. Gene Ontology annotation, biological process: cell wall modification. Bases 1 to 1110 code for a protein of 369 amino acids. The transcript has 5 exons. Lineage: Eukaryota; Viridiplantae; Streptophyta; Magnoliopsida; Fabales; Fabaceae. The record is from RefSeq and is a predicted model, not a curated record.
AUGGGGUUACCAGUUUUGUUUUUUCAAGUUUUGUUGUUGGUGUGUGUUAAGGUGCAAGGUGGAGAUAGUGAUGAUGGUAGGAACUUCAUUACUUGGGAUGAUUUCAUGGUGAAUGAACAUGGUAUCGCCUCCAAUGGAGGGGGUCGAGUUAUCGUGGUUGAUCAAAGUGGUAAUGGAGAUUCAACAACUGUUCAAGGGGCUGUGGAUAUGGUUGCUGAAAACAACACACAAAGGGUGAAGAUAUAUAUUUAUCCUGGAACUUAUAGAGAAAGAGUGCAUGUGCCGAAAAGCAAGCCGUUUAUUUCAUUUAUAGGUAAACCUAAUAUAACAAUGAAUGGCAAUGAACGAAAUGUAACAGUUAAUGCCAAUGCAUUAAAUGUUACGGACAUUGGCAAUGCCAUACCAAUUAUCACAAACAGUACUAAGGCAUCAGACAAAGGCUCAGAUGGUCAAGAAAUGGGCACUGUUAGUACAGCAACUGUAUGGGUAGAAUCUGAUUUGUUUUGUGCCACUGCUCUUACUAUUGAGAAUUUGGUAGAUAAAGAUGCAUAUAAACGUCAAGCAGUAGCGUUGCGUGUAGACGGUGAUAAAGCUGUAUUUUACAGAGUUAGGCUUGUGGGAGAACAAGACACCCUCUUAGAUAACACAGGAACCCAUUAUUUCUACCGAAGUUUCAUUCAAGGAUCCGUUGAUUUUAUAUGUGGCAACGCAAAAUCAUUGUUCCAUGAAUGUGUACUAAACUCUGUAGCUGAGUUUUGGGGAGCAAUUGCAGCUCAUCACAGAGAUUCAGCUGAUGAAGACACAGGAUUUUCAUUUGUUGGGUGCAAAAUCAAAGGAACCGGAAGUAUCUUUCUUGGGAGAGCUUGGGGAGAGUAUGCUACAACAAUAUAUUCUUAUUGUGACAUGGGUGAUAUCAUUAACCCAUUGGGAUGGAGCGAUUGGGAUAAUCCAUCUAGACAAGAGACUGCUAUGUUUGGGGAGUACGAAUGCUCAGGAAAAGGAUCAAACAGAACUGAGAGGGUGGGAUGGUCAAAAGCUUUGAGCAGUGAUGAAGCUAAGCCUUUCCUUAGCAGAGACUACAUAUAUGGAGAUAGAUGGCUUAGACUAUAG